Molecule: messenger RNA, 648 nt
Organism: Pneumocystis jirovecii RU7
Lineage: Eukaryota; Fungi; Ascomycota; Pneumocystomycetes; Pneumocystales; Pneumocystaceae
Exons: 3
Coding region: 1-648 (215 amino acids)
Biological process (GO): DNA damage response; heterochromatin formation; leading strand elongation
Cellular component (GO): CHRAC; epsilon DNA polymerase complex
Molecular function (GO): protein heterodimerization activity; chromatin DNA binding
Source: RefSeq, a predicted model, not a curated record
AUGACUAGCAAAAAAAGUACAUCAAAACAAUCAAAAUCACGUUCAACACCAGUUUCUAAGAAAAAAAAGGCAACAGUUUCUAUAGAUGAUUUGAGCCUUCCUAGGACUGCUGUCCUAAAAUUAGUAAAAAAAGUAAUUCCGGAACAUACAAAUAUUCAAAAAGAUGCAGUAACAGCUUUAAUGAGAGGAUCAUCUGUUUUUAUCAGCUAUCUUUCUUCUACUGCAUUUGAACUCUCUAAAGUCUCAUCAAGAAAAGUAAUUCUUCCUUCAGAUGUUAUAAAAGCAAUGGAAAACAUUGAAUUUGAUUCAUUUAUCCCUAGAAUGAUAGAGGAACUUAAAUGUAAUACUUGCCUUUAUCUUUUAUAUACUAAUGAAUAUCUAGUGCAUGAAGUAAUUGUUAAAGAAAAAAAAAAUGCAAUGAAAUCAGAUAAAGAUUCACCUACAUGUAUUGAAGUUAAAGAUGAACAUAUUAGCAAGAAAAUGAAAACAGAAGAUGGAGCUGAAACAGUUGAAGCUGACAUAAAUCAUGAUUAUGAGUAUUACGAUGACACAUGUGAUGACGAAGGAAGUGAAUAUAAAGGUGAAGAAGUAGAGAAUGAAGAAUUAGAAGAAUUGAUAGUAAGCAAUGAGGAUCUAUUAAAUGAUUAA